GACUCGAGCCUUUGGUCAACAGCCUUCUUGCUAACCUGGGCGGGAUAGCUCGCUGCGAAGCUGUAGCUCGGGGGUCCACCCUUUGCAUCGUCAUUACAUAGCACUUACCUGCGCGUGAGUUCUGAAAGAUCAUUCUUGCUUCUUCUUCUUUUCUCCCUCUCUUUGUAGAUAUUGAAUUGAAUCAAUACAAACAAUCACAUUCAUAUCUUGCACAUUACUCACAAUGGCCACACAAACCGCUUCCCAAAAGAACCCCUCUUUCGUUCUCCAAGAACCAUUCAAAGUCACAUAUGAAGAUCGGCCAAUUCCUGAACUCCCAUCACCAUACGACGUUAUUGUGCGGCCGCGAUGGACUGGUAUAUGCGGUUCCGACGUGCACUACUGGGUCGAGGGACGCAUCGGUCACUUUGUAGUUGAGAAGCCCAUGGUGCUCGGCCACGAGUCUGCUGGUAUCGUACACAAGGUCGGCGAUAAAGUCAAGGGCCUGAAAGUCGGAGAUGAAGUCGCCAUGGAGCCUGGUGUGCCCUGCCGUCGCUGCGUGCGCUGCAAAGAGGGAAAGUACAACCUCUGCCCAGACAUGGCAUUCGCAGCAACACCCCCAUACGACGGUACCCUCGCACGGUACUACACUCUUCCAGAAGACUACUGCUACAAGCUGCCCGGAAACAUGAGCAUGGAGGAGGGCGCGUUGAUUGAGCCCACCGCCGUCGCUGUCCACAUUACCCGCCAAGCAGCCAUCAAGCCUGGUGACUCUGUUGUCGUAUUCGGUGCCGGUCCCGUCGGUCUUCUCUGCUGUGCCGUCGCAAAGGCAUACGGCGCAAAGAAGAUUGUGACGGUUGACAUCAACGACGAGCGUCUGGACUUUGCCCUCAACUACGCUGCCAACGCCAGUUUCAAGAGCGAGCGCGUAAGCGCAGAGGAGAAUGCCAGGAACAUGAUCAAGCAGUGUGAAUUGGGACCUGGUGCUGAUGUUAUUAUCGAUGCGUCUGGUGCAGAGCCUUGCAUUCAGACUGCCAUUCAUGCUCUGCGCAUGGGCGGAACAUAUGUUCAGGGCGGUAUGGGCAAACCAGACAUCACCUUUCCCAUUGUAGCAAUGUGCACAAAGGAACUCAACGUCAAGGGCUCCUUCCGCUACGGUCCCGGUGACUACCAGACUGCGAUUGAUCUUGUGGCUACCGGCCGUAUCUCAGUCAAGGAGCUCAUCACUGGCAAAGUCAAGUUUGAGGAUGCAGAGAAUGCGUUCAAGGAUGUCAAGGGCGGCAAGGGCAUCAAGAUUUUGAUCGAGGGUCCUGCCGAGUAGGUUUUAUC
Messenger RNA from Bipolaris sorokiniana ND90Pr, 1308 nucleotides. RefSeq lists its product as uncharacterized. Gene Ontology annotation, molecular function: L-iditol 2-dehydrogenase (NAD+) activity; zinc ion binding. Gene Ontology annotation, biological process: D-sorbitol catabolic process. The coding region runs from base 224 to 1300 and encodes 358 amino acids. The record is from RefSeq and is a predicted model, not a curated record. NCBI's taxonomy places the organism in Eukaryota, Fungi, Ascomycota, Dothideomycetes, Pleosporales, Pleosporaceae. The transcript is spliced from 3 exons.